AUGGUGAAAGUGCUUACCGUCCUUGCUGCCGCUGCACUCGUAUCGUGUACCCUUUCCAGCUCGGUAUCCGCGCACGAGCACCCUGCUGGCCGAGCCCUUUCGACCUCCGAACGCAAGCUUUUCACCGAGAAUGCCCAGGCCGCAUUGGCUAAAUGCUCCAAGCUCGAAUCAACGCGAGUGCUUCAGGAACGUGCCGUGGCGCGACGUACCGAAGUCGUCGAGAAGCUUCGUCAAGAUCGGCGUCAACGGCGUCUUGAUGUCACCACAGUCCUGGAAACGAGUCACAAGUCCAGUCUUCUUGGUAUCACAACUACUACGUCCGCUAGUGUCCUCUUCGGCUCCACCCCUCCUUGUGUCGCAGAGCCUGAAGUUACUGAAGGACCAUACUACGUCAAAGGCGAGUACAUCCGUACGGACAUGCGUGAACAACAGACUGGCGUCACUAUGUACGUCGACGUUCAGGUGAUUGAUAUCAACACAUGUGACCCGGUAAAGGACAUGUACAUCGAUCUAUGGCACACGAACGCCACUGGGGUGUACUCCGGAGUCGUGGCAAGUACCAAUGGCAACAACGCUGAUAAAACCAACCUCCAGAACACGUUUCUACGUGGUGUCACUCCCACAGACAAAGAUGGUGUCGCUCAAAUGACCUCCAUCUUCCCUGGGCACUACGCUGGUCGUACCACCCACGUUCACUUCAUUGGCAACUAUGGUGGGUCCGUUCUCUCAAACAAGACUUACUCUGGAGGCUCUGUUGCCCACGUGGGUCAGUUUUUCUUCGACCAAGACCUCAUUUCAUCGGUGGAGGCAGUGGAGCCGUACUCGACCAACAAACAGAGUACGACACUCAACUCAAGAGACAACAUCUUCAAGGAAGCUAGUGGGAACGGCUACGAUCCCAUUUUUCAAUAUGCUCUGGUUGGAGAUACGGUGGAAGAUGGAGUGUUUGUGUGGAUCUCGGUGGCAGUGGAUAUGACGGCUGAACGAGAUGUUACAGCGGUAUCAACAAUGACAGGGAGCUUGGCUACUGCUACAAAAGGUGACACGAGCACAGCACCUAGACUGACCAAGUAUGGUGGGUUUGCUAUUGUACUGACUGCCCUCACGCCGAUGAUCGUCGCAUUCCUUUAG
Messenger RNA from Phytophthora infestans T30-4, 1131 nucleotides. RefSeq names its product putative extracellular dioxygenase. The transcript has a single exon. Gene Ontology annotation, molecular function: oxidoreductase activity, acting on single donors with incorporation of molecular oxygen, incorporation of two atoms of oxygen; ferric iron binding. Bases 1 to 1131 code for a protein of 376 amino acids. The record is from RefSeq and is a predicted model, not a curated record. NCBI's taxonomy places the organism in Eukaryota, Oomycota, Peronosporomycetes, Peronosporales, Peronosporaceae.